UGGCUCCGGCCGGAUCGGCAUACCGCCUCAGAGGUGGCGGAGAAAGUGGCGGUCGACCGUUUCCUGAGGGCGCUACCCCGGGCAGAGAGACAGGCCGUGGGGGCACACGCCCCAACUACGCCCCAGGAACUCCUAACUGUCCUGGAGCGAACCUUGGCCACCCUGGAGCUCGACCCCGGGGAGCAGCAGCACCUCGAUCGGCCCCCCGGUGCCCCGGGCCCCCGGUCCGACCGCCAGACCCGGCCCCGCACCUGGAGGAACCCCCAGAGGGCGCCCACUUGUGAACACCCCCGAGACGAGCCCAUGCCUACAGAGCCGGAGAGGGAAGCCGCCCGGCUGCUUUCAAAACCAUGGCUGGCAGGUUGCGCCCUCCAUCAGCAGCAACCGCCGGAGGCACCCUCCUUGACGGUGUGGGUCGAAGGGAGACCGGUAACCGCCCUGCUGGACACCGGGAGCACGGUGACCCUCGCCCGGCCCUCCAUCCUGCCUGAGGAGCGCCACCCAAGGGGGACGCUCACCGUGACCUGUGUCCAUGGGGACACCCGGGAAGUCCCCUCAGCCGAGGUCCAGAUCCGGGGCGAAGCCGGCACCUGGCCCCUCCAGGUCGGAAUCGUCCCCGAACUCCCCGUGCCCCUCCUCCUGGGACGAGACUGGCCAGGACUCCUGGUGGUACCGAGAGCCGAGCCCCGGAGAUUGCGGCGACGUACGAAGGGGACCCCGGCCCGGCCGGCCUACCUAGCCCAGGACGACGGAGAGGCCACCACGGAAGGUAAGACCCCCCAAGCUACUAACCCUCUGUCAUCUAUCUUUCCCCAGGUGAACCGAGAGGGGAAGUUCGGCCAGGAGCAGAAGGAGGACGACCGGCUGAAGCACUGCUGGGCUCAGGUACGGGUGAUAGAGGGGGUCGACCAGAGUCCAGAUCUGAGGCUCCCCACAUCGUACUUCCUCGUCCGAGGGGGGCUCCUCUACCAACGGGCCUGCCGCCGCGGGGAGCAGGUGGACCUACUGGUGGUGCCCCGACCCAAGACGGCCGUCUUAUUGCACCUAGCCCACACCCAUCCACUCGGCGGCCACCUGGGGGCCCGAAAUACCUUGGAGAAGCUGCGGGACCGCUUCGUGUGGCCCGGGAUGGAUGCGGAGGUCCGGGCCUUUUGCCAACAGUGCCCGCAGUGCCAGCGCACGGCCCCGCGGGGGCCCCCGCCGGCGCCCCUGAUCCCCCUGCCCAUUAUCGGCGUCCCGUUUGAGCGAGUGGGCAUGGAUCUCGUGGGGCCCCUACCCAAGUCUGCCCGGGGCCAUGAAUACAUCCUGGUCCUCGUUGACUACGCCACGCGGUACCCCGAGGCGGUGCCGCUCCGCAAGGCCACCUCGCAAAGCAUCGCCAGGGAGCUGGUACUCCUCUUCAGUCGAGUGGGGAUCCCCAAGGACGUUCUGACCGACCAAGGUACGCCUUUUGUCUCGAAGCUAAUGGCGGAUUUGUGUCGUCUGUUGCAGGUGAAGCACCUCCGGACGUCAGUCUACCACCCCCAAACCGACGGGCUGGUCGAGAGGUUCAAUCAGACCCUCAAGCGGAUGCUGCGCCGGGUGGUGGACGAGGAGGGAAGGAACUGGGACCUCCUCCUCCCCUACGUACUUUUCGCCGUUCGGGAAUGCCCCCAGGCGUCCACGGGCUUCACGCCCUUCGAGCUCCUGUUCGGGCGGCGCCCGCGGGGAUUGUUGGAUGUGGCCCGCGAAGCCUGGGAGGAGCAACCAUCCCCCUUCCGCUCCGUCGUCGAGUACGUGCAGGACAUGCAAGCAAGGAUUGACAGGGUGGGCCCCAUCGUCCGGGAGCACAUGCACGCGGCGCAGGAGGAGCAGAAGAAGGUAUACAACCGCCCCGCACAGCCCCGGGAAUUCCAGCCGGGGGAUCGGGUCCUCCUGUUAGUGCCCAGCAGCGCCUGCAAGUUCCUCGCCCGGUGGCAAGGUCCAUAUACCGUCCUCGAGCGCCGGGGCCCGGUCAACUACCGCCUGCAGCAGCCCGGUAAGCGGACGGACGAGAAGCUAUACCAUGUAAACCUGCUGAAAAAAUGGGUGGAACCAGCCCUGGUGGUGUCGGCGUUCGCAGCUCAGGACUCGGACCGGGGCGAGGGUACCUUGGUCGGCCUAGGGGAGGACCUCACCCCCGCCCAAAGACAGGAGCUUACCGAGCUGAUCGACCAGUUCGCAGAUGUGUUUUCGGCUACCCCGGGGAUGACCCAGCUGGUCCAGCAUGAGAUCAAGACUCCUCCCGGUGUCGUGGUGAGACAAAGGCCCUACCGUGUCCCCGAGGCUCGACGCCAGGCCAUCGAGGAGGAAGUCAGUCGCAUGCUGCGGGACCACGUCAUCGAGGAGUCCAGCAGCCCCUGGUCCAGCCCCAUCGUCGUCGUGCCGAAGCCGGAUGGGAGCAUGAGGCUAUGCAACGACUUCCGGAGGCUGAAUCAGGUGUCAGAGUUCGACAGCUACCCCCUCCCCAGAGUGGACGACUUGGUCGAGAGGCUGGGGAGAGCCCGAUUCAUAUCGACCCUGGACCUCACCAAAGGCUACUGGCAAGUGGCGCUCGCACCAGAGGCAAGGCCCAAGACGGCCUUUAGCACGGCCACCGGCCACUGGCAGUAUCGGGUUCUCCCCUUUGGGCUGCACGGGGCGCCCGCCACGUUCCAGCGGCUAAUGGACAUCCUCCUGCGGCCCCACCGGCAGGAGGUCCUGAAAGCACUCCGGGCGGCCGGCCUGACCGCCAACCCAAAGAAGUGCCACCUAGGGCUGACGGAAGCCCAGUACCUGGGAUACCGCAUCGGACGGGGAAUGCUGAAGCCCCAACUAAAGAAGAUCGAGGCUGUGAAGGGCUACCCGCGUCCGACAUCGAAAAAGCAGGUACGUGCCUUCUUGGGAUUGGCGGGCUACUACCGCAGGUUCGUGCCUAAUUUUUCUGCUGUAGCCUCUCCCCUCUCAGACCUUACAAAGAAGGGCCAGCCAGACCAGGUCAGGUGGACAGCCGACACAGAAAGGGCCUUCCAGGCCCUAAAAGGGGCCCUCACCAGCGCGCCGGUACUCCGCAACCCGGACUUUGACCUCCCAUUCACCGUGUAUACUGAUGCAUCCGAGACCGGGCUGGGCGCCGUCCUCUCCCAGACCUUCGACGGGGAAGAACACCCGGUCCUCUAUAUCAGCCGGAAGCUGUCCCCGGCCGAGAGGAACUAUGCGGCGGUCGAGCGGGAGGCACUGGCGAUAAAAUGGGCCAUCGAGGAGCUGAGAUACUACUUGGCAGGCAGGCACUUCGUCCUCAUAACGGACCACGCCCCCCUGCAGUGGAUGGCCAAGGCGAAGGACACCAACGCCCGGGUAACCCGCUGGUUCCUCGCCUUACAAGACUUCUCCUUUCAGGUUAAGCACCGGGCGGGGGCCCAGCAUGGUAACGCGGAUGGGCUAUCACGACGAGACACCCUCUGGGCCCACCACCGAGCGGCAGUAGGCUCGGAGCUGAGGGGGGGGUACUGUCGCGACGGGCAGAGAGCCGGCGCACACAAGAAGGAAAUCGCUCCUUCUCCAACUGCCGCACCGGCACGACGUGGGCAGCUUCGUGCCGAACAUUCCGCCAGCCGGAAGGACCGCCGUGGCGGGGCGGGACUGACGCGACGCCGGCCAGCGAUUGGCGGACCCAACGGAGAAAUUCCACCACUCAGGCGACGGCGGAGGAGGAUAAAAUGGCGCGCUUCCGGCCGUACGGGGGAAGAGAAGACCGUAGCGACAAGACGGACUCCGUGCGUGUUCUCCAGCGACAUAGCGACUCGCAAUCACCGAGCACGACGGUAACCUCACGCCCCACGCUAAUCUCUCUCUCUCUCUCUCGCUCUCUCUCUCCCCACAAAAGGUGCAAGCGCGGACGAGAUCGCCGGGUGGUGAGAGUCCCACCUACGGAGGACGCCGGCCCGGGAAAACCCUCGCCCCCGUCUCGGGAAUCCCGCCCCCGCCACGAGUAGGCUACACCGUCAGUCACGCCUCCACAAGCCCCGCACUCAUCCCCUCACAACCCACUCACUUCACCCUUGCACCAAUAAACCACCGUUUGUGAACGUUCUUCUGCCUCCUGUGGGUCUGUACGCCGCCCUUCCCCGGGCUAAUUCCUCACAAUAUAUAUAUAUAUAUAUAUAUAUAUAUAUAUAUAUAUUAGAGAUCAGCCGGUACCGAUAACCGAUUAUUCAGGGUGAUAUCGGCCGAUACCGAUAGUUCUGCCUUUUAUGCCUUCUUUUAAAUUAA
This is a messenger RNA of Ictalurus furcatus (blue catfish), 4269 nucleotides long. RefSeq lists its product as uncharacterized. Gene Ontology annotation, biological process: DNA integration; proteolysis. The transcript has 2 exons. The record is from RefSeq and is a predicted model, not a curated record. The annotation marks the transcript as partial. Gene Ontology annotation, molecular function: aspartic-type endopeptidase activity; nucleic acid binding. Lineage: Eukaryota; Metazoa; Chordata; Actinopteri; Siluriformes; Ictaluridae.